Gopherus flavomarginatus (Mexican gopher tortoise) is the source of this 3202-nucleotide messenger RNA. It is a transcript of the gene TEPSIN, whose product is annotated as TEPSIN adaptor related protein complex 4 accessory protein. The coding region runs from base 950 to 2761 and encodes 603 amino acids. The record is from RefSeq and is a predicted model, not a curated record. The transcript has 13 exons. NCBI's taxonomy places the organism in Eukaryota, Metazoa, Chordata, Testudines, Testudinidae. Gene Ontology annotation, cellular component: trans-Golgi network membrane.
GAGCGGCGAUGUCACCACGCUCGCGUGACGUCACUGCCGCCUCGGUGACGUCAUUGCCACAAUGCAGUUCUGUGACGUCACCACACCCCCAGCUCAGUGUUCUCACUACCCCUGCUGUCGCGUGGCGCUGACCCUGCCCCGCCCCCCCAGGCUUGGGCUGUCCCAGGGUGCCCUGGAGGGGAGACAUGUGGGAUCGCCGUGCCGGCUCCACCAUCGCACCGUGAGGAGCCUGGGUCGUUACAGGCCUUCGCUCUCCAGGCCGGGGGCGGUUAAACGCCUUCUCCCUAGGCCUGGUGUCUCCAGGGGCUGGCUGAUAUUCCACACGGACAAAUUCAGGAUCCCGCCUGAUAUGGGAGGACAAAGGGGUGUGCUGUGUCCUCCUGGGCUUUCCCUGUGUGGCCAGGCGCUGAGUGUGGGAAAUCGCUAUGAUCCAGGGCUCUCGUGACCCCACCUGGUGGUGCUGGGACAAGAGGGGACCUGUCCAGACUUUGCCUAUCCGAGAGAUUGUGCUGGCAACUUGCCUGGACCUACAGUAACGAGCCUCCAGUGGAGCAGAAGGCAGCUGCUUUCACCCCAGGGUGGGAGCUUGGAGGUGACCAGGCCCAGCAUGUGAUGCUCCCUCUGAAUCUGAGUGGCAGAGCCUGGUACCUGGAGUCUCUGUGGAGCCAGGCUUUGACCACGUUUCUCUAGGGCUUCACGUUUCUUAGGGUGCGGUGUACCAUGUCCUUCCCAAACCGGCUAGCCUAGCUUCCCUAGGAGGCAGCUAAUGAUGGCAACAGAGAGCUGAGGGAGUUGCUUGUCCUCAGGACUGUGAUGUGAGGGGCGUGGAGAUUCUCUUAUGUCUUGGUGGAUCGUGGACAGUGCCUUCAGCACAUGGACAGCGCGCAUUGGAGUUGUGGGCCUGUCUGGGAUGGGACAGGAGCAGAUGUUCUGUUCCUGCUGAUAUCUCAUGCGCCUGGGGACAGCAUUAACAGUUAGGCUGCCCUCUCUGAUGAAAGGCACCUCGGAUGAUGACGUCCCAUGCCCUGGGUACCUGUUUGAGGAAAUUGCAAAGAUCUCCCACGACUCCCCAGGGAGCAGUCAGUGCCUCCUGGAGCACCUCCUGAACCGACUGCAGAAUAACUCCUGUCACGUCAAGCUGAAGGUGCUGAAGAUUCUGCUGUACAUGUGCACACAUGGCUCUUUGCAGUUCCUUCAGCAGCUGAAAAGGAAUUCCGCCUUCAUCCAGGAAGCAGCAGUGUUCGCAGGGCCGCCAGAUCCCCUGCACGGCAACAGCUUGUACCAGAAGGUCCGAGCAGCAGCACAGGAUUUGGCUAGUGCUUUAUUUUUGGAUACCUUGUCGCCCCCGCCCUCUGCUCAGCCCUCCAGGCCACUUCCCCCAACAGGAAUGGGCUGCAAGCCUGGCCCCUGCAGCUCCUUGCAAGGCUUUGGCUUCACGAGCGAGAGAAGCGGCUCCCCUUCCGCCAGCGAGGCCCUGCUCGCCACCAUACAGAAAGCAGCCGAGGCGGUCGCCAGCGCUGUGCUGCCCAGCCCAGAGUUCCCCCCUCCCUGCCCCAGGGAGCUACAGGAUGAUGCCUACCAGCCCGUGACGGCGCCUUCUCCUGGCAAAAGCUGUGUGGUGCCUCAGAAGCCCCCUGCUGCAGCCCACAGCAUGCGAGUGAGUCACCAACCUGGGCAGGCAGGAGGUGGCUGGGAAGAGAUGGACAGUGGGCACAGCUCCCAGAACUCCUCGCAGGAGAACGGGGAGCUGAGCAGGACCUCCGACUCCUACAGCAAAUCAGGCAGCGACAGCCCCUCGGGGGCCAGCAGGGAGCUGGGGAACGUAACUGAGAGGGUGGAGGGCGACUGCCUGCAGGAGCUGAGCCUGGUGAGCGCGCUGACCAGGGGCUCCAAGGUCUUCCUGACACGGGAGGAGGCCCAGCACUUCAUCAAAGAGUGCGGACUGCUGAACUGUGAGGUGGUGCUGGAGCUGCUGAGCCGGACGCUGCAGGACCCCAGCCAGCUCAUCUGCAUGAGGUCCAUGUGUGCCAUAUCUUCCCUCCUGUGCUCCGACCUGCUGGCCCACGAGCAGAUCUCUGUGAUUACCCGGCCACACCUGCAGCAGCUCAGCCAAAGAAGCCCCGGUCCCGUGGCCAACAAAGCAACAAAGCUCCUGAGGCAGUUUGAGGCUUUGUGCAGGAGCUGCCCGUCUCCCAAGAGAUCAGAGCCAGACAUGGAUCCCUCUGCUCUUGCCGGGGGCUCCCCCCAACACACGUGUGACUUGCUGAUGGACCUCAUGCCUCUGGCAGGAGAUACCGUGCUCAAGCCUGUGAGCUUAGCCCCUUUCCUCUCGGAGACAUGUAAAGCCCCAGCAUUCGAUGCGCAUCCUGUGGCCGUGCCCGCCCCUGCGGGAGAGCAGAGCACAGAAGGGGAGACCUGUGAGCCAUUUGGGGAUGUUGCACCAGGCUGUCGGUGCCAGCAGGAGGUGGAGUGCAGACUAAUGGGGCCUGAGGCCCGGCUGGAUGCUGCCCGGAUCGAUUCCGGGCGUGCACAGACGUUGAAUGGCAGGCAGGGGGCAGCUGUACCCCCUCAGAGCCUCUCCCUGUUCGCUGGCAUGGAGCUGGUGGCCCUUCCAGGCACAGCAGUAGCCAACUCUGGUGGGGAGGGAUGUGCCUCUUGUGUUCCACAGACACUGCCCUGCACUGGGACUGCCAGCACCAAUGCUCACGGGGACUCCGAGGGCAGCAGGGAACCUUCUGCAUUCUCCUUCCUCAACAUGUAGCAGCUGGGGCUGCAGGACGCUGAGGGACUGGGGUCUUGCUCACUGCGUGUCGAUUUCAGACCAUCACUACAGCUGCUCACUCCAAAGCGAGGCCUCCCCAUUCCUUGUGGGUGCUGCCAAGUCCACGUCCUGCAGAAAGGGGCUGGCAGUGCCGGUGCUGCUGGGGAGUAUCUCACUGGGGCACAAUGAGGAAAUGGAGUCUCCAGUCACUCCCUUCAGUUUGAUCCCUGGAGGUGCCCUCGAAAAAUCCAUGAGUAACCCUACAAUAACAAUCCAGCAUGAUCCUACACGGGGGAGAGGGGGAAUGUGCCACGACAGCCAGUUCCAGGCUGCCAAAGGGGGAGGGGGGGCAGGAAUGAGAAUCCCCUUGACUCUACCCCCACGUUAAGGUUGUGCUACAGGUUUAAGGCUAAUCAUAUGUGCUUGGCUGCUCUGGCCCUG